AUGUACAGAUACAAAGAUAUAAAGAGUGUCACGUGGAUGAUUAGAAAUCGAUAUCCAAGACUACUCAAACACAAGUUGGUACAUCGACAUUUAACAACAUUACUCAAUAGUAAUGAUGUUGCAUUUGUGUGUAAGAUGGUGACUGAACAAGAUAUUGACGUAUUUGACUAUAUCUACUUUAAAUAUAGUCAUCUAUUUCUUUGUUAUUCUGUGGUUGCUGCAGCUGCAAAGAAUCGAUCAACAGUACACCCACUCAAGUUAAUACUAUCAAGAACACAACAAGACGGUGGUUAUGCAAUGUGGAUUGCUCCUGAGAUAGCCCGCCUAAUAUGUCUGUGGAUACAAGAACUACCCCCCAAUCUACCGGUCAUGCCCCACGUCACCAUACAACGACAUCCUAUUGCAAUCGAGCUGCAAUAUUAUCAUUUCUAUCUACCAAUUGAUGUAUUUAAAAUCACAUUCUCGGAAUCUUUGGGAUCAACAACAAAUAACUUGAAUGAAGCACAAUUCGUCAAGUGUACAUACCAAUAUUUAAGUUGGUUGGGCUAUCUCUUAGGUAAUGAUGAAGAGGAGGUACCACCACUCCCCAGCUAUCAUAAUCAAGCACUCUUUGACAAUCAGAAAAACCAAACCGUACCAUCAUUAUCACCAACGACACACCCGUCACCUGUAACACAUAGUAAUAUUGAAAUGAUAGAAUAUAUCGAAUCAAAACUGGCCACCUAUCAUAGUGGACAACAAAGAAAGAAGUCUGGUAGAGUACAGGAUAUUCCACGGAAGAAUGAAUGGGUUCAAGGUAUGAUACGAGCAACCAUAUUGGAACAACGAGAACCAGAAUUAUUGCUACUAUUGUCUGACCAUAGGGUACGAGACAAUGUCGAUUGGGUGUUUACUUAUUACCACGACCACGGCAACAAAGUUUACAAUUCCAUGAUCCGAAGAGAAAUUAAAAAGGCCUACCCAACCACACAAUUUGUUACAUGUAUAGAUGAAGUGGACAAGGAUAAUAACCAUUUCGACCAAGAAUAUCAUCAACAAGAUAAUACUGGAUACAUUGAAAGAGUAAUCAAUCGUGCCAUACAAUGUGGUCAUUUACCUUUUAUUAAAAAGAUAUACCUAAAGGCAGCUCAAUUCAACCAAUUUGCAAAGUGGUUGAUCAAAAAGAUUAAAUCUGAUCGAUUUGAAGACAACAAGUCUCUCAAAGUCGAGGAAAUGCAGACAGCACUAGAGAUAGCAUUGCUUUAUGGACACUAUCAAAUCACAGAUCUAAUCCUGUCACAAGUGCCAAAAGACUAUAUCUUUUCAUUUGAUUUACUUCAAGUGGUAGCCAUCUCUGGAAACCUCGAGUUUUUUAGAGCUAUGACCAAGUUUGUCGACAUAGAUUAUACAGACCGACAAAUGGAACCAACAAUGAUAUCAGCAGUACAGAGUGCACAUAGGAUCAAUUGA
Cavenderia fasciculata is the source of this 1449-nucleotide messenger RNA. RefSeq lists its product as uncharacterized. The record is from RefSeq and is a predicted model, not a curated record. NCBI's taxonomy places the organism in Eukaryota, Evosea, Eumycetozoa, Acytosteliales, Cavenderiaceae. The transcript is spliced from 4 exons. Bases 1 to 1449 code for a protein of 482 amino acids.